Lathyrus sativus (Indian pea) is the source of this 1173-nucleotide messenger RNA. NCBI's taxonomy places the organism in Eukaryota, Viridiplantae, Streptophyta, Magnoliopsida, Fabales, Fabaceae. The record is from the annotation of a GenBank genome assembly.
AUGGCCUUUCUCCGCUUCUUUCCACAACCACUCAAUUCAUUAUUUUCCACUGAAUUCCCUCAUCAUCAUCACCGUCUUUCCUAUCCUCAACAACAUCGCCUCAAUUUUCCCGACGUAAAAACCACCGCGCUCUCAGAUUCUGAUCCUUCUAGAACCUUACUUGAUUCUAGUAAAGCUCAUGUGUUUGAUGCUGUUCCUCUUUUAUCUUCCUCCCAGACCUAUGAAAGGAUGAAAGCAUUCCGAGAAAAUAUAAAGGGAAAGCAGCAAUACCUUGCCAUGUAUUCUAGUAUUUUUGGUGGGAUAACAACUGAUCCAGCAGUUAUGGUUAUUCCUAUGGAUGACCACAUGGUCCAUAGGGGCCAUGGUGUCUUUGAUACUGCAGCAAUAAUGGACGGGUAUCUGUACGAGCUAGAUCAACAUCUUGAUCGCUUUUUAAAUUCAGCAUCAAGAUCGAAAAUAGAUCCCCCGUUUGAUCGUGAAAGUAUUCGAAGAAUUCUCAUACAAACUGUUAGCGCGUCCAAAUGUCGAAAUGGGUCGCUACGAUACUGGCUAUCAGCAGGACCUGGUGACUUUAACCUCUCUCCCUCUGGCUGCCACCAGUCAGUGCUUUAUGCAAUUGUAAUACAGGACAUGUCACCGGCAGCGGACGCAGUUAAGUCUAGAGGAGUUAAAGUCAUUACUUCAUCUAUUCCAAUAAAACAUCCCAAGUUUGCAAUCACUAAGAGUGUGAAUUACCUUCCAAAUGUGCUUUCAAAGAUGGAAGCGGAAGAAGCGGGUGCUUUUGCAGGGAUUUGGCUUGACGAUGAAGGUUUUGUUGCUGAAGGGCCUAAUAUGAAUGUGGCUUUUGUCACUAAAGAGAAGGAACUUAUAACGCCUCACUUCGACAAAAUUCUAAGUGGGUGUACAGCUAAGAGAGUUUUAACCCUUGCUGAGCGUUUGAUCGAGCAGGGUAAGCUUCGGGGGAUAAAAAAGAAAAAUGUGACCGUCGAGGAAGGGAAGAAAGCAGAUGAAAUGAUGCUUCUUGGUAGCGGAGUCCUAGUUUGCCCUGUAGUUCAGUGGGAUGAGAAGAUUUUUGGAGAUGGCAAAGAAGGUGAUAUAACACAGAAUCUCUUAAAUCUAAUUGUUGAAGACAUGAAAUCAUCUCCAUCUGUUCGUACAUUUGUUCUAUAUUAA